Molecule: messenger RNA, 1026 nt
Organism: Eutrema salsugineum
Lineage: Eukaryota; Viridiplantae; Streptophyta; Magnoliopsida; Brassicales; Brassicaceae
Product: short-chain dehydrogenase reductase 3b
Exons: 3
Coding region: 44-817 (257 amino acids)
Source: RefSeq, a predicted model, not a curated record
ACACAGUUCUCGUAAGCUAAAUCCAUCAAGAACAGGCUCAACAAUGUCUGGACGCAGAUUGGAGGGCAAAAUCGUAAUCAUAACGGGCGGAGCAAGCGGCAUUGGGGCUGAGGCCGUCAGGUUGUUUACUGAACACGGCGCUCGAGUCGUUAUCGUUGACGUACAAGACGAGCUCGGUCAAAACGUUGCCGUUUCGAUCGGAGAAGACAAGGCAAGUUACUAUCAUUGCGAUGUCACAAACGAGACGGAAGUAGAAAACGCCGUUAAGUUCACCGUAGAAAAACACGGAAAGAUUGACGUUCUGUUUAGUAACGCCGGCGUUAUAGAGCCGUUUGUGAGCAUCUUAGACUUAAAUCUCGACGUGUUAGACCGAACAUUCGCCGUUAACCUCCGUGGCGCAGCCACAUUCAUCAAACAUGCGGCACGUGCCAUGGUGGAGAAAGGCACGCGCGGCUCCAUCGUUUGCACCACCAGCGUUGCAGCUGAGAUCUCCGGGACAGCACCACACGGAUACACGGCGUCGAAGCAUGGGCUAUUGGGUUUGAUCAAAUCGGCUUCAGGUGGAUUGGGAAAAUACGGGAUACGAGUAAACGGCGUUGCGCCGUUUGGGGUUGCCACACCGUUAGUUUGCAACGGUUUCAAGAUGGAGCCAAACGUGGUGGAGGAGAACACGUCAGCGUCGGCGAAUCUAAAGGGCAUUGUGUUGAAAGCUCGCCACGUGGCAGAAGCCGCUCUGUUUUUAGCGUCGGAUGAGUCGGCUUACGUUAGCGGACAGAACCUGGCCGUUGACGGCGGUUACACGGUGGUUAAGCCGUAGCUACAACUGGGCCACAAAGAUCCCAUGAUGAUGAUUAUUGUAUAACAAAUUUAGUGGGUCAAAAGUUGACUUAGAGACAUUGGAAUUUUCCUUGAAACGUGGGAAUGUGGGAUGUUGCAUUUUUAUAUAUGGAUCCAUUAUCCAACCCAUUGCACAUCUCGAGGAUAAUAAACAAACUAUAACUAUUACAAACUUGUUUAAUCAAAUAA